GCACUGAUAAUCUUUUGUGUUUAUUUGUAAUUUAUUUGUGAUUAAUUGUGGGAGUUGCAUUUAAUGACAACAAUCAGUGUAAAUAUUGUAUGUAGUCAUAUAAACAUAUUGUCGCAAACAUAUGUAAAUAUAAGUCAAGAGCAAAGUUUGGAAUUUCUUCGGUUGGCUGUAGAUAAGGAACAUCAACACUAUUUCGUCGAAUGAGGUCCGUAUCAAGGAGAAAUUUUCCACUUUUGUAAUAGUAUCAGUGCCAGACACUAUUUUACAUUUAGUCAUCGAUCUCAACUUCCCUUGUUAUGUCAAAAGUAAGACGUUGCAAAUAAUAUAGUAAAGUGAUUUGCCACUGUUGGACUGCGCGUACCUGCACAAAACGAAUUUCAGUACAAUAUUUGCUAUACAUAAGAAAUAAUAAGAAAGGAAUCGAUGGAAGAUAUUACUCCUUUAACAAAUCUUCAACAGUUUUAAAUACAUAAUUUCAUCGUUAUUCGUUACGAUUUUUUACUAAAUCAUUGAUCCAAUUGUUAAGAAGAAAAUGACCGAACGUCAACCUCUCUUGCUACAGUCUGAAGCAACUGGAUCGGAAGAUAGACAACUACCCCGACCAGAUGUUAGGAGCUCGCCUGAAAAUAUAUUAGUGAAUGUGCAAAGUGAUGACAGUUAUGGAAGUUCGAAUGAGAGUUUAGAAAAGUCUACAUACAAUCCAUCUUUGCACCGCACGUUGGAACAUCCGACAUCGAAUUUCGACACUUUAGUGCAUUUACUAAAGGGUAACAUCGGUACGGGCAUCUUAGCUAUGCCAGAUGCGUUCAAAAAUGCUGGUUUAUAUGUGGGACUAUUCGGCACACUUCUUAUGGGCGCAAUUUGUACGCAUUGUAUGCAUAUGUUGGUGAAAUGUUCACACGAACUUUGUCGAAGGCUACAGCAACCAUCUCUCAGUUUUUCGGAGGUUGCGUUUUGUUCGUUUGAAACAGGGCCCAGCGGCUUGCGACGCUAUUCACACGUUGCGCGACGUAUGAUAACGACAUUCCUGUUCAUAACCCAAAUGGGUUUUUGUUGUGUUUAUUUUGUAUUUGUGGCAUUUAAUAUCAAAGAAGUGGUUGAUCACUAUUUUCCACAUAAUUAUAUAAGCGUUAAAGUCUAUCUAACACUUAUUUUGCUGCCAAUGAUACCAUUAAAUCUUGUGCGUAAUCUCAAAUACUUAACACCGGUAUCCUUAGCCGCAGCAGUGCUUACCAUAUUAGGAUUGGCUUUCUCGUUUUUCUAUAUUUUACAAGAUUUACCUGCUACGAACACUGUUAAGCCGGUAGCGACUUGGGCACAGUUACCAUUGUAUUUUGGUACAGCUAUAUAUGCCUUUGAAGGAAUUGGUGUUAUUUUGCCAUUGGAAAAUAAUAUGAAAAGACCUGAAGAUUUUGGUGGUUCAACGGGUGUACUGAAUACUGGAAUGACUAUUGUGGCAUGUUUGUAUACGACUGUUGGCUUUUUUGGCUAUUUGAAAUAUGGAGAAAAUGUAAAAGGCAGUAUUACACUAAAUCUGCCACCUGACCAAUUCAUUUCCCAAAUGGUGCGAAUAGCCAUGGCCGUGGCAAUUUUUCUGUCAUAUACUCUACAAUUCUAUGUGCCUGUCAAUAUUGUUGAACCUUUUGUCCGCAAUCAAUGCGAAGAGCAACGCACAAAAGAAUUAGCCUCAACUGCACUUCGGGUUACAUUGGUUGUAUUCACGUUUUUGCUAGCUGUUUGCAUACCUAAUUUGGGCCCAAUAAUCUCAUUGGUGGGCGCUGUAAGUAGCUCUGCAUUGGCGCUCAUCGCACCACCAAUUAUUGAAAUAAUCACAUUCUAUCCCAUCGGUUUGGGCAAGUAUAAUUGGGUGUUAUGGAAAGAUAUUGCAAUUUUGCUAUUUGGCUUAUGUGGCUUUUUCUUUGGCACUUACGCAAGUUUAGACCAAAUUCUCAAUCCUGGUAUUAAUUAGUAAAUUAGUUUUAAGACUAAAAAGUAAAAACAUUUUUAAAUGAAUCUUUGUGGAAGCUGAAAGAGUAUAUCAAUAUAUAUACCUAAACUGUUGUCGUAAAUUAAAGGGGCGUAAUAACCAAAUAUAAAAAGUGUAUAAAUUCUCGUGCAUAUGCUUUGAAUUGUCUAGAUUUUGUGCUGUGAAGUGCUAUUUUUAUAAUUAAAAUAUUUUAUUUACUUACAUACAUAGUAGCUAUGACAUACUACUCAUUUUCAGAAGCAUAAAUUCGAGUAUUGAACGGCGAAAGCACAAAAAUAUGUAUCAGUAUAAAGAAUUUAUUAUUUAAUCGCGUUUUUUUUAACGUUCCGAGUUAAAAUCCCAUUAUUUAAAAAUAAUAUAUUUAUCUUAGGCCGGCUUUUAUGUAUAACUUAUUAUUGUAUAUUUAAUUACUAUCUAAAUUUUUAAGAUAUAUUAAAAUAUCUAAUACACAAUGAACGAAAGAUGUAAAACAAGCUAUCUGAAUUGCUGUUAAAACUACAUAAUGUAAUAUUAAACCAAAAAUUGAAAGUGAAAAAUUGCCGCAAAAAAGGCUAUGUAUAUACCUUGAAGUUUAAUAUUUUUUUAGUCUCAUACUAAAUUUCAAAACAUUUUUUAAGUUUCAAAUUUAUGAUGUAAUAACCUUCCAUUUGUCUUGAAUCGUAUAGAACAAUCUAAUUAGUGCUACUAAUAUAUAGUAUAAUAAUCUCAAGCGCUGCAAUUUUUCAUACUAUUUUCAUACCAAAAAUUUCAAAUAUUUUUUAUACAAAAAAUAGUUUUGUACAUAUGUACAUUUUAUGUGUAUAUCUAUUGCUUGUAUGGAGGCUUGUAUAAGUAAAACGAUUUCGUACAUUUAAAUCAGAAUUUGUUGUGCCGAUAUCUGUGAUAUCUAUGGUAGUUAGUUAUGUCUUGUGCCCGAUUUUUCCGUUCCGUUUUGUUUGUCGAUUGUUUAUUAUUUUUGGCUAACAUCAUUUGUUCCCGCGAAUUCCAAAUUCCGAAGUCCACAUUGGACGCCAGAAAAAUAGUUUUUCUUAUUUGAACUAAUGUUGCGAUUGCAACAUAGCAAUUGAAUGUUAAUUUGUAUGAGUAAUUAUAAACAAAAACUGUCAUACCUACAGUUGUGGUUCUGCCGGCGCCGCGUAGCCAGACAAUAAAUGCGAUUUAUCAGCGUUCUUUCCACUUCAACCGUAUUUUGUAUAAUCCCUUGGAGCCCGGCGUUGUUAUUGUGGCUUAAAUGUAUUGGUUUGUUUUUCAUGUGAUUGUACAUGUGUAUGCGAAUCGACAUAUUGUUGUUGUUGUUUUUUUGUUUUUUUUGUUCAUGCACUGUUUAAAGAAGCUCUCUCAUCCCUUGCUUGCUGCGUUGUAAAACGCGUUUUGUACUUUUUACUUAUAUGUUUUGGUAUAUUUUUCCAUUAAAAAGCCCUUUCUAUCCGAGCAUGUAUAUUUUAACGGCGAGUUUUUAAAGACUUCAGUAUCAUAUUUUGGAGGACCUUCCAUAUUAUCCAUUGUGAUUUAAACGCAGCGUUUGGGAGAAGACAUAGGAUUUUUAAAAUAUUUUCAUUUAAUUAUCUGAAGAAAGCAAUAGCCUCUAAAGUUUGGCGCGCAUUUUUCGCCAAUUUUUUCUCCUCUUUCGUUGUAUUUGUUAGUUAUUAAUCGCUCAAAUCUUGCCAAAUUUCAAUUAUUAUUAACUCAAUAUAAUGGUAGCCUUGUUAUAAUCAUGAUAUAAAAAUUACUAAAUAGAAACAAUGCAUGUUUCGAAUAACUGCUUAUAAUUAUUAGUACAUUAAAACACGCUCAAAGCACAACUUCAGUUACUUUCGUACAAAAAAUAUUACUCCCAUCGUUUAUGUCUUGUAUACGGCAUAUGAUAAAGAAAAUAUUUUUUCUUUAUUAGUUAAUUUA
Messenger RNA from Ceratitis capitata (Mediterranean fruit fly), 3886 nucleotides. Its product is annotated as proton-coupled amino acid transporter-like protein pathetic. Gene Ontology annotation, molecular function: amino acid transmembrane transporter activity. The record is from RefSeq and is a predicted model, not a curated record. The transcript is spliced from 7 exons. Lineage: Eukaryota; Metazoa; Arthropoda; Insecta; Diptera; Tephritidae. Bases 533 to 1969 code for a protein of 478 amino acids. Gene Ontology annotation, biological process: amino acid transmembrane transport. Gene Ontology annotation, cellular component: vacuolar membrane.